Aquila chrysaetos chrysaetos is the source of this 3714-nucleotide messenger RNA. It is a transcript of the gene TH, whose product is annotated as tyrosine hydroxylase. Gene Ontology annotation, cellular component: perikaryon; cytoplasm; axon. Gene Ontology annotation, biological process: dopamine biosynthetic process from tyrosine. Bases 4 to 1479 code for a protein of 491 amino acids. Lineage: Eukaryota; Metazoa; Chordata; Aves; Accipitriformes; Accipitridae. The transcript has 13 exons. Gene Ontology annotation, molecular function: iron ion binding; tyrosine 3-monooxygenase activity. The record is from RefSeq and is a predicted model, not a curated record.
AAGAUGCCAACCCCGAACAUCUCCACCUCUGCAGCCAAAGGCUUCCGCAGGGCGGUGUCAGAGCUGGACUCCAAGCAAGCUGAGGCCAUCAUGUCUCCACGGUUCAUCGGUAGACGUCAAAGCCUCAUUGAAGAUGCCAGGAAGGAAAGAGAGGCUGCAGCUGCAGCCACUGAUGCUGCAGAGUCUACAGAGACCAUUGUCUUUGAGGAGAAGGAUGGGAGAGCCAUGCUGAACCUCUUCUUCAUGCUCAAGGGAGCCAAGACUUCACCACUGUCCCGUGCCCUUAAGGUAUUUGAGACAUUUGAAGCUAAAAUUCACCACCUGGAGACCAGGCUUAGCCGAAAGCCCCGUGAAGGGACCGCUGAACUGGAAUACUUUGUGCGCUGUGAAGUCCACAGCUCUGACCUCAAUACUUUCAUUAGCUCCAUCAAGAGGGUAGCAGAAGACGUGAGGACCACUAAGGAAGACAAAUUUCACUGGUUUCCCAGAAAAAUCUGUGAAUUGGACAAGUGCCACCAUUUGGUCACCAAGUUUGACCCUGACUUGGAUCUGGAUCACCCGGGCUACUCUGACCAAGUAUAUCGCCAGAGAAGGAAAUCGAUAGCAGAAAUUGCUUUUCACUAUAAGCACGGGGACCCGAUCCCUCAUGUGGAGUACACGGCAGAGGAGAUCGCUACCUGGAAGGAGGUGUAUAGCACCCUGAAGAGCCUGUACCCCACCCACGCCUGCAAAGAGUAUCUUGAAGCUUUCAAUCUACUGGAGAAAUUCUGUGGCUACAAUGAGAACAACAUCCCUCAGCUGGAGGAGGUCUCCCGCUUCCUGAAAGAGAGGACCGGCUUCCAGCUCCGGCCGGUGGCUGGCUUGCUGUCGGCGCGGGACUUCCUCGCCAGCCUGGCCUUCCGUGUCUUCCAGUGCACGCAGUACAUCCGCCACGCGUCCUCGCCCAUGCACUCCCCCGAGCCGGAUUGCUGUCACGAGCUGCUGGGGCACGUCCCAAUGCUGGCCGACAAGACGUUUGCCCAGUUCUCUCAGGACAUUGGCCUGGCGUCUCUGGGAGCAACUGAUGAAGAAAUUGAGAAACUCGCAACGCUUUACUGGUUUACGGUAGAGUUUGGGCUCUGCAGACAGAACGGGAUAGUCAAAGCCUACGGAGCCGGGCUCCUGUCUUCCUACGGGGAGCUCAUACACUCCUUGUCAGAUGAACCAGAGGUGCGAGACUUUGACCCCGAUGCUGCUGCUGUUCAGCCCUACCAGGACCAGAACUACCAGCCCGUAUAUUUUGUGUCCGAGAGCUUCAGCGACGCCAAAAGUAAACUGAGGAGCUACGCGGCACACAUCAAGCGGCCCUUCUCAGUGAAAUACGAGCCCUACACCCACAGCAUCGAGCUCUUGGACAGCCCUCAGACGAUCUGCCACUCCCUGGAGAGUGUAAGGGAUGAGCUUCACUCACUGAUUAACGCGCUCAAUGUUAUCAGUUAAUAUGAGAACUGGGCUCUUUCCUUCCCCUCUUCCCACACAGCCCCAAAACUGCCUGCUCUGCUCUCGCCUAGUUCCCGCCUAUUAACUCCUACCUGUCUUCUCCAAACAUUUGCAUCGCUGCCUGUCACCAUGCGACCCCAACAGCUUUCCACUUUUAUAUCUAGGGCCAGCUUGGAGGAGGGGAGAGGGAUGGACCCAAGGCCUGCUGGCUUUUUGGGUAGCUUUUCUAUUGACCGCUGGAAGAGGCUUAACACACACCAAAAGCAUGGCCAAGCUACAAAGUUGAAGUCAAGAGCUGUGUGCUAGGCUCCUGGGUGCAAGGAAGAGGAGAAAAGCUUCUCUAUUUAAAAAAAAGAGAGAGAGGAAAUCUAUUUUUUGCAGUUUGAGAGAAUAAAUUAAUCUGCUUUUUUAGCCCCAGAGCAACUCCUAUAGGAACUUCAUGAGGGACCCUCAGUCCCCACCAUCUCCUGCCUCCUACAGCCUCAUACAUUUGGGAAAUGAAGAGCUGCUCUAGAAACUUUCCUGCCUGAACCAGCCCUAUGAGGUUUGAAAUUUCAGCUCCCAGCCUCCCCAUAGCUUCUCGUACAGGGGGAUGCUUAAGCACAAGACCCUGAGCUGCACCAUACCACCAGGCUGCAAUAAGCAUUGUAGCUCCCCUGAACCUCCAAAAUGACCUAAGCUAGGAGUUGCCUGUCUGGCAUAGAGCAGCCCUGAUCUACCUGCAUCAUUCCCAGCACAAGGACCACAGAGCAAGCCCUGGCCACCCCAGACCAGCGCGUGGGCAUCUCCUUCAAAUCCUCUUUUAAGAGCUUCCCACAGCAGGGAGUCCUCAAAAGCCCAGCUGCCAUCCUUCACAGCAGAUAGCAGUCACAGCUAUUGAUGUUCCUGUGGGCUGGUGGCCCUGGGCAGCCUCGGCAGCCUCUUGGUGUCCUGACUUUAUUGGUUAUGGCAGACUGAGUAGGGCCACUGGUGUCCCAAGUUUUCCAGUCCUUGGGAGGAUUUCACAUGCUUUCACUUUUCCAGUCUAUUACACAGGUACAGCAUUGUCUUGUUCUUAGAUAUCCCAAUAUCACUGUCACCUGAUGUAGCUCAGGUGUGUGACUAAUGCCAUUGCUGGCCAUUUCUGAGGAAGGUAGCACAUGGUUAGGAUGCUCAAACCCAGUUUCAUCCAGCUUUCACUGUAGAAAUUAAUGGCUUGAUGUGAUCCAAAGGUCUCAGUUUUCCUCCCCCUGCUUUUGCCCUUCUUAUCUUCUUGCAGGCUGUCUCAUAACUUAGCGGUUUGCUCAGAAGUUUGGCCCAAGGUUAUGCAGCUGUGCAGUAUCAGAGCUGGGCUUGGGAUGCGUGGAGGCAGCUAAACAGCUGUGGGGGACAGCAAAGGGGAGAAUUACACAUAGAUGUUUGCAUGAUCAGUUAUAACAUUUCCGUAUAGACUUUUACCACCCUUGUCCACUAUAUACUAUUUUUAUAAUUUCCUCUUUAAAGAAAUGCAAGGCUUAGCAGUUAAGUUUUGGCUAUUAGGUGUAAGUAUCCUCCAAUAUUUAUAUAUAUCAUCGCUCUCCAAUGUUAUGUGGCUCAGUCAUAAUAGUUUACGAUCCAUUACACUUUAUCCCAUUUCAGACCUUCACAUACAUAUGCUUAACCCCCAGUUCUCUCAAAUUUUAACUACUGAGCUACUGACAGCACUUAGUCUCCCACCUACUUCAAUCCUUCCUUUCUGUUUCCUUUCUUGUUUGACCCCCUUCCUCAAUUCCUCCUAAAUUGCUUAAAAGGCCAUUACUGAAAUCAGCAGUUCAACACUACGGCUAGCUACUUCUCCUCAAGCUGUUCCUCCUCCUCUGAUUGUCCCAUAAAUUAAUAAAACUACUGAGUUCAUUCAGUUGUUAUAAUUUUAGAGCACUUUUUCCAAAGCUUCAGCUAUGAUUUCCCAAUCUGGGUGGGUCCAGAUCUUGAGCUGUAACUCUCAAGGUUCCCUUAAGGGCUGUAACAAUUUUUAAUUUGGGGUCUUAAGCUAUUACACUUUGAUUAAGUAGCUGGAGCAAGCUAUGCAAGACUAAGGCAGGUUAGGUCAUAGGUUAGCUAUCUAGCCAUGAAAAUCUUAUUGGUGACUCCAGUAAAACAGACUAAGAUAAAGAAAAUAAAGCUUCAAACAGUCAAGAAGUAACAAUGAAGCCUGUAUAGUUAAUGCACAGCUUAUGGCCUUGUCACUAAUAGCAAUGCCACAUUACUGCAGGUUGC